Messenger RNA from Alosa sapidissima (American shad), 828 nucleotides. RefSeq lists its product as uncharacterized. Lineage: Eukaryota; Metazoa; Chordata; Actinopteri; Clupeiformes; Clupeidae. The coding region runs from base 63 to 665 and encodes 200 amino acids. The record is from RefSeq and is a predicted model, not a curated record. The transcript is spliced from 3 exons.
UCACUCUUUCUUAAGUUGUCCUAGAAGUUGGUUGAUUGAUGAUUUUAUGGUAGCCUAAUAUAAUGUGGAUGUUCUGGUUUCUGACCUGCUGCCUAGCAGCACGGCAGAAGAGGGAUGAUGGUUCAGCUGCCAUUAAGAAAAAGGUUAAGAAAUACAAACUGUGGGAGUUGAAUCUAGAAUUGUUCAAUUUGGGUGUCCACCUUGAUGAGGACAGUUACAGGAAUGAAAUGAAAAACAAAAAGAAGAUCAAGCAGGCACUCCAGAAGCGUCUCAUUAGUGAGCUGCUGAAGAUACAUGUGGACAGAGCCAACAAGAGGGCUAAAGAACUCCACAUGAGUAACCCAGAUGUUAUGACCCAGAAUGUGUUGAAUUAUGGGAAUACUUCACAACAGAGCGAACUGGAACAGACAGAGAGCCAUAACAAGAAAAUGGAAGGUGAUGUUCUUAGUAUUCUUCACAACCUUAUGGACAAAGUUGAGGAAAACAAUGACGGUGCUGAUGGAAAUCCCAUUAUCCUGGACGAAGUGGAGAGCACUAUGACUCUGAAUCUGAUUUCUGCUGAGGGCUUGAAUAAUGAAACUAUGGACAAAAUGGCAAAGGACGAUGUAAACAGCACCAGAGUGAAACACGACACAGGGGAAGGUGACAACUUCAGCAUGGUGUGAAAAAAAUGUGAAAAAGUGUUGGAGUUGGACUGGAGACAUGUAAUGAAGGAGGACAGGAAAUCCCUUUUUGGUGCUGUUCUGACAAAAGCCUGGUUCUUCUGUUGUUCCUGCUAACCCCCCCCUUCUGACAAAAGCUCUUCAGUAAAAGUUUAAUUGAAUCUAA